Messenger RNA from Salmo salar (Atlantic salmon), 7223 nucleotides. RefSeq names its product POU domain, class 6, transcription factor 2. NCBI's taxonomy places the organism in Eukaryota, Metazoa, Chordata, Actinopteri, Salmoniformes, Salmonidae. The record is from RefSeq and is a predicted model, not a curated record. Gene Ontology annotation, molecular function: RNA polymerase II cis-regulatory region sequence-specific DNA binding; DNA-binding transcription factor activity, RNA polymerase II-specific. Gene Ontology annotation, biological process: regulation of transcription by RNA polymerase II.
UCUGUUUUCAACUAACCAUUAGUGGCUUUAAAUAUUUAGCUAGCUAAUGGUACGCAAAAGAAAACUAAACGAAUUCACUGAAUUCUCCAGAUACCAAAACGGUUUCUUGUUGACAAACGCACUAUGCAAGUCAUAUAAAAUCACAUGACAGAAACCGGAAACGUGUGGUAUUAUGGUUUUCUUGUCAAAUGGACUGCACCAAAGGGGAUCUAUUAUUUUGCCAAGAUGGUCGACUGAGCGCUCUACUAAUGGAAAUACAUUGCGGGAGGAGGCACGAUCAGUGCCUUGAAUGUCAGUUGAGUGGAGCAUGUUCGUCCAAGUCAGAAGCCCCUUGCCCAGGGGGACUCAUGGGACAACGGCAUUAAGGCCAUUAGCUAUUAGCAUGGAUAUCUGAUGAGCGCUGAGGGCUUUGUGCUGACCACCUCCUCCAUGGAAACUGGGGGUAUGAAGAGAGGAGUGGGAGGGAGGGAGGGGUGAGAGCCGAGUGCUUUUCCCUGUUCCUGCACUGCGGCCAGGGGGAGUAAAGCAACCCCACUCCCCCCUCUACUCACCCCACUCCACCCUCGAGCCCUCACACCACACACACCUACUCUGUUGAAAUAAACAUUCACACUUUGGCUGAAGAGCUGCACCGAGAGCUCCUUUUUAAUAAUGUAAUUAACAGCCUUGGAUGAAGGCGGAGGAGACAGAUGCUUACCUAUCCGCCAAUGGAACUGAAGAUUAGAGCUGUGAUCUCAUUCCCACCACUUGUUAAGAGUCUGUCAGGAAGAGGAAUGUCAACAUUAGAUAUGAUGAAAUAAGGAGAAAAUACAAAAAAGGAAAGAUGUGGAAGGAUGGACAGAGAGGACCUUGCCCUACUCUAAAGUGUCAGUUGCUUCAUGUUCAAUUUUUUUGAAUCAUAGCUGGUGGGGAAAAGAUUCCCCUUUCCCUUUAUUUCUCCCACAUUCUAACCAAAGGCAUUGCCUUCAUUGUUCUCUAUUUUACUAUAUGUCUUGCAAACAACUACAUUUUCAAACGACAAGAGAAAUUUGAGCACUGCCCGUGCUUUCUGCUGCUGUUCCUCUGAGCUUUCAAACAGCCGACAGACUGUGAAGAAUAAAUAAUAAAAAACUAUUGAUUAUUUUGAUGACUGCAAGAUUCAAUUAGGUAUUAAUUUUGCCCUCCAGUGGACCUAUCAAGUGACUCAAAGGAGAAGAGGUGGGAGGUGGGGGUGGGCCCAAAUGGAUGCAAAGAGCGAGUAAGGCCAGGCUCAGACAGAGGGGAAAAUGUGUUUACCUCACCGGGCAGAGAGGUGCAUUGAUGCGCAGAGUCCCAUAUUUAAGUGCUCCACAAAUGAAGCCCUGAUGACAAGAGACAUUGUUACCAGGAAUAUGAGUAUUGACCAGCUGACUCGCCUUUCGAUGACAUCUUAAACUAUUUCUAUUGAUUAACAUUUUCAUAGAUUAUCAUGUGUCAUAUCAAAGCCCCUCGGUUCCCCUGAUGAGCACAUUAAAAAGGACCCUCUGGACAGGAACACAUCGACCACCAUGGCAAGAGUGAAGGUAGUGGGGGACUGGCGCAUGGGCAAGGUUGACCCCCCUCUCCCUCUUUCCCUCGCGCCAUACAUGCUGGUCACCUGUCCCCAUCUCCAACCCAUUUAGACUGAAUGUUCUCAACCAUAAUUAAGGCAGAGUGAGAGGGACAGAGAGUUUUACCCCUCUCUGUUCCUGUUGUUCAUUGUGUGUCUCAGAGCGGGAGGGAGGUGUAACAGUCUGAGGAGACACGAGGGAGAGGAGACACAGGAGAGGCAGAGAGGGAGGAGAGAGAGUGGAGGUGACAUCUGCUUGUCUUGGGAGGCAACCUUAGGCUUGAUCCCGCAGUGGUUAUUCAGAUGCACCAAGAUCAAGGAAAAUGUUUCUGGUUUUGUAGCAAGCAUCGUGCACUAGCUGGUCUCUGCUCUGUGGCCACGAGCAUGUUUUAAUUGGUUUCUGUCAGGUUUUUUGGACAUUCAGAAGAUAAUUUCUACAAUAUUUUUUGGGCCAUUCAUUCACUGGAGCUUCAUUUAGCUCCCUCCAGGAUCCGAUGAUUACAGGGCAGUUGAGCAAGCCGCUGCUCUCCCUGCGCAGCGAGAUGAGCGCGGCAGAACUCCGGGCAGAGGACAAAGCGGCCACCCCAGACAGCAAGCUCAAUGACGAGCCCCUGCUCCUGUCCUCCGAGGCCACGGGCAGAGAGGACACUCCCAACAAGCUCUAUGGAGCCCGUGAUGGCUCUGUCCAGUCUGAUGCAAGCAGCAGCCCAUCAGAACAGUGUCAUCUGGGUCAAUCUCACCCAGCCUACCCGGUAGGACCACAGUGUAUUUCUCUUCAGUCUCUGCUGGUGGCCCAGCAGCUGGCCGGAGGGUCGCCAGGCCUGAACCAGCCCAUCCUCAUCCCCUUCAACACGGGCGGCCACCUGGGAGGCCAGCAGGGUCUUGUGCUUUCUCUGCCCACCGCCAACAUCCAGGGCCUGGUGGCUGCAGCAGCCGCACAGGGCAUCAUGACGCUUCCCCUACAGAACCUGCAAGCUACCUCAUCCCUGAACUCCCAGCUUCAGCACCUGCAGCAGCUCCAACAGAUACAACAGCACCACCAUCAGCAACAACAGCACCACCAUCAGCAACAUCAACAUCAACAUCAACACUCCCACAGCCACGCUCACAACCAGCUGUCAUCGCGGGGUCGCAUGACCCCGCCCAGCCUUCAGCAGUCCUCUGUCUCGGUCCCCUCCCCUGGCUCCGCCUCCUCCUCCACCACCUCCAUGACUGGCUCUGGCCAACCGCCACAGUCUUCGCCCCUCCGGCAAAACCAAUCGCCGGCCCGCAGCCUACCCUCGCCCGUCACCCCACCCAUGCCACUGCAGUUGAACCCUCUGGCCAGCCAGGCAGCGGUGGCGGCGGCGGCGGCGGCAGCUGCAGCAGCUAUGGGCUCCAUCGCCGGGUCCCAGGUCUUUGGCAACGCCCUCUCCAACCUGCAGGCUGGAGUCACGGGGCAGCUGGUCACCAAUGCACAAGGACAGAUAAUUGGAACGAUCCCACUGAUGCCCAACUCUGGCGGGCCCUCGAGCCAAUCAGGGGGCGGAAACCCUGCGCUGCAGGUCCAGCCAAUUACACCUCAGCUUCUGACCAACACCCAGGGCCAGAUCAUCGCCACGGUGAUCGGCAAUCAGAUCCUGCCUGUCAUCAACACCCAGGGAAUCACGCUGUCACCAAUCAAGCCUGGACAGCAGCUGCCUCAGGCUCAGCAGGUUCAGACAGGCCCAGUGUCGUCUCAGCCCAACCUACUCCACAUGCCCCACAGCCAGAGUCCUCUCCGCCAGGUCUCUUCCUCCUCCUCAUCGUCCUCUUCCUCCUCCGCUCUCAGUGUGGGUCAGCUAGUCAGCAACCCCCAGAUGGCACCCAGCGAGGUGGAUGGGGUCAACCUGGAGGAGAUUCGGGAGUUUGCCAAAGCAUUCAAGAUCCGUCGCUUGUCCCUUGGCCUGACCCAGACUCAGGUGGGACAGGCGCUCAGCGCGGCCGAGGGCCCAGCCUAUAGUCAGUCUGCCAUCUGCAGACACACCAUCCUGAGAAGCCACUUUUUCCUACCACAGGAAGCCCAAGAGAACCCUAUAGGUAGCAGUCUGACAGGCAAACUGAACCCUGGCCUUUUAUAUCCUGCCAGGUUUGAGAAGUUGGACAUCACCCCAAAAAGCGCCCAGAAGAUUAAGCCCGUUCUGGAGCGCUGGAUGGCCGAGGCCGAGGCCCGUCACCGGUCCGGCAUGCAGAACCUGACCGAGUUUAUCGGCAGCGAGCCCUCCAAAAAACGCAAGCGGAGAACCUCUUUCACCCCGCAAGCGCUGGAGAUCCUAAACAGCCACUUCGAGAAGAACACGCACCCCUCUGGACAAGAAAUGACAGAGAUAGCCGAGAAACUGAACUAUGACCGCGAGGUGGUCCGCGUCUGGUUCUGCAACAAGAGGCAAGCGUUGAAAAACACAAUAAAGCGGUUGAAACAGCCCGGUGACCUGGACCUGGACCUCGGCCCGACCGUGCCCAUGGACCCUCUCUCUGAUUCUCUGGAUGAGAUCCCAAAAUGAACGACCAAAACUAGAGAUAAAGAGAAAAGUCCUAACAACAUGGUGGAUCAUGACCCAAAGUGGGAAGAAGAAUGAAAGAACAUUCCACCCCUUUGAUAGUCAACAGAAAGGACAGUUAUGAAAGUUUGCAAACAAGAAUACGUGUUAUAAGUGUGAUUACCACAGUUAUUGACCUUGCCGAAAUCCCCAAAUAAAAAUAAAUAUGUUAAUAUUUGAUAGAAAAAAAAUCACAAACCUAGAGUGUGCUGUUUCAAAGAGUUCUAGUUCUGGCCUCAUAGAACAGAAUAUUGUCCAAAUUUGGGUUCCCAUUAAGGAGAUUUUAGUAAAGCAAUCAUGCCAAAAUCAAAGACAAAAACACUAACUACUUACCAAAGUCUGUUGCAUCGGAAUACUAAGAAUAAUUUUUUAAGUGUAAAAGUGUUCUAAAUUUUUACAUUUGUACUGGCAAGAACAUCUAAGAUAUAUGUGUGAGUUUGGCUUUACAUUUGAUCUUUGUCUCACUUAAUUUCAUUAUCUCCUGUGUUUAUAUAUAAAUAUCUACUCAAUUGAAACCACAAUGUCAAAUUUGUCAUGUAAAUGCAUUUUUUGCUGUUCAACAAUGGCAUAUUGUUUGUCUCAGAUUCUUUCUCAUCUGCAACUAUUUUCAGUCACAGUGUUAUUUUGUACAACUUUUACAAGUAUUUAUCGAUGAUUUUAUGAGAUAGUCUAUGUUUUGAGGAAGGGUAAUAAACUGAAGGCUGUCUAAACAAUGAGGGGGUACUCAGUACCUAACCAUAUAGGUUCUGUCUCUGUGCACCAACUCUAUUGUGGAUAUGUCUGAAGCUACUGUAUCUCAUUCUGUUGCCAAAGCCUGAUAGCCAAAGAACACAUUACUUCAGCUCAAGAACAUUGGGGUAUUUUACCUUGGCCAAUAACAUGUUUUAGUUAUUUUUAUGUGCCUAAGUUCCCUUUCUCUGGUUCUUUUUACUGUACAGUUUCUUUCAUACACUGAGCUCAACUAAGUUACACAAAGGCCAACAGAAUGCCAAAUAACAUUUUGAUUCCAAACGAGAACUCUUUGUUUGUUGACAACCCUUUGAUAUUGCAAUAUAGAACAUGUGUUUUACUGUGAGGACUUUUCUGCCCAUCCCUUUCUGAAGUGUGUGUCUAGUUUUUUAUAUUUGAAGAAUUGCUCCUGCAUGUUUGAGAUGAACCACUUAUAACAAAGUUGGACUUACAGAAAUCUGGAAACAAGACAACAAAACACAAAAGGCAGCCCAAGCUCCAAAUCCCUAAAUACAUGUAUAUUCUUCUGAGUACAUUGUCACUGAGAACAAAUUACACGUUAAUGGUUUUAGCAAUUAUUUUACAUGAUUUGACCUUUAGAGUAAAAUAUGCAUUACUUCCCUUUAGCAUUCAGUAACUCAUUAUAAUCUUAUCAAUCUGAACAUUUUCUCAUCCCUGAAUCUUUGUCUUCAGGGGUCAAAUAUGUUUUGUGAAAUGUCCUGCUGCGGUUUUCUGUUUCUCUUCUUUUAGUGAUUCUAUAGUGAAGCCUUGACAGACAGUAUAGCCUAAUUCAAAAAGUAUUUUGGAAAAAGUUGUGUGAAAUGCAAGACAACCAAGUAGCCCCUUCACAAGACAUAAUCCAUAUUCAUUUCAACCAACAAAUCAUAGGCUGUUAUUGCUGUGUAGCUGUUGGAUAUAAACAGGGUGUCGUCACAACAUGUAGCUCACCUCCUAUAGGUGUACUUCAAUAUUACCAGGACCCACAUGGAGGAUUUAAGGAAUCCAUAUUGUUACACCACUGAUGUGUUAAUAACCUAUAGGCCUACUGCCACUGUGUUGAACUAUAAAGAGUAUUGCAAACUGAUACAUACAUGUAAAACCACUUUUCAGAACUCUUAAAAUUACACAUUGAUAUGAAAUGAUCUAAUUUGAUUAAAGUAAAACACUUAGUCCCACUUUGCACUGUUGCUUGCCUAGCAGCAUAAAGUGCACUUGAUAACAUUUACAAACGCGUAAGGAAAUAGACAUUAGUUCAGGAUAGUAUACAUAAGGCUGAGGUCUGAGAGGCACUACAUAGGAACCCCCUUACGUGUUCAUUUACUCUUUAUUAUUUACUGUAGGCCUACCUUGAGCAAAGAUUGAAUACUUUUUUGCAGGAAGUAGUUUUAAACAGUGUAAUAUUGUAAGUCAGUAUUACUAAAUGGUGUUCAAUCAUAAUAUACUGUAAGUCAUAUGUGAUUUGAAUCAAUUUAAAGACUUUUAUGUGUCCCCUCUCUGUCUCUCACCCCACCUCAUCCCAACAUGUAAGACAAGUGAUUAUGCGGCUUCUGUAUAGUAUGGGCAUGUAGUACUGAGGCUAAACAAUGAAGCUGUAACCAAAAACAAAAAAACAAAGGACGGAGUUAAACCUUCACGCAACCUUUUGAUGCUGGACCAAAGCUCUAUAGUUAUAUGCACAUUGUACAGAGAAAUGGGUUAAUGUCGCCGACAAUCUUGAAAUACAAAGAGAAUCAAUGAGUAGAUAAGUAGUAGUUCUUUGAAAUUUGACGUUACCACUGUCCACGUACAUUGUGAGCAAUGCCAUGCAAAAACCAUAAUAGAAAAAAAGACAGAAAAAUGACCCCUGUAUGUUUGAAAGUAGUGUUCACAUCUCAUGGGGGGGGGGGGGUUGAACUGAGAUUCUGUAUGACACCCGUUUUACUUUUGCCAAGUGGUUUCCAGGGUCACAUGUAUAGGACUUACUAGACUUUGUUGUUACUUGUUUAGCUUUUUUUUCUCUCUGUGGCUAUGCUACAUACACUUCUCAGUUUCAGUCUCCAAGAUGUGGGGGCAAAGAAGGCUUUAUGAUUGUACCCAAUUCUGUAAAAAAUAAAGAUAAUCAUAAUUAAGAUAAAUGUUUUUAAAUUAUAUCCACACAGACUCAUACACCAACUGGUUUGAAAUGUUGUUAGAACUCAAGAAAGACCUCGAAACCAAAGCUGAUGAACCUGCAAAGGUUGCUUUUCAUUUUAUAGACUGAAAACUGUACUUAAUCUAUAGAGCAAUACCUGUUGGGUCAUUUAAGCGGCGCUUUGUGUAUUUCUAAAAAGCUUCAAGUCUGUCACAUUUAUUUGUACCAUAAUUAAUAAUAAACAAGUGUUAGACAUUAA